Molecule: messenger RNA, 2156 nt
Organism: Anneissia japonica
Lineage: Eukaryota; Metazoa; Echinodermata; Crinoidea; Comatulida; Comatulidae
Product: cilia- and flagella-associated protein 206-like
Exons: 15
Coding region: 285-2156 (623 amino acids)
Biological process (GO): regulation of cilium beat frequency
Cellular component (GO): axoneme; ciliary basal body
Source: RefSeq, a predicted model, not a curated record
UUAUUACUGUAUUUUGUUAUUAUUAUUAACAAAAAUUACAUCUGGAAAGUUGCUGAGCGAAAUAUGCUGCUUUGUGAGGUUUGACGCGUAAAAUUGUCAUAUUUGAGAAAACGCCUGUACGUCAACGUCUAAUCAUUGUCGUCUAUGUAUAGAGGGCUUGUAUUGAUUAUUGUUUCCAUGCAACGCAGAUGCUGUUGGUGCAGCAAUUAAUGAUGUUUAAAUGUUCCUAAAUAAAUAUAAAAAAAGCUGUAUUCAUAAUUCUAGAUAAAACAGAAAAAAAAACAAUGUCUCGUGCCCAGGCUGAAAGUGUCAUUAAAAACAUAAUUCGUGAAAUAGCUCAAGAAUGCGCCAGCAAAGGCCAAGCAGUGUCUGAAACACUGGUAGCCUUCAUGGUUAAAGCAGUCGUGUUAGACCCAUCCAAUGAAUUCAAUGUUGACAGGACACUAACCAAAGAUGAUGUUCAAAAACUUAUUAAGCUAUGUGUUGAGCGACUUCUGGACACUCGAUCUCCAUCUCUGGACACUGUCAAGAUGCAAGUUUACUUUGAUAUGAAUUAUACAACCAGAGGGGACUUCCUCGAAGAGCAUCGUCGUGUUCUUGAGCAGCGACUGUUGCCAGUGAUUCGUGAGAUCACUGACAGCCGUGCAAGAACUAGAGAGGAGUUGGAAGGCUUGUAUCGGAAGAUAGUAUCUGCCGUCUUGCUGCGUUCUGGCCUUGGCUCACCCACAGAUAUAGCAGUGGUUAGGGAAGCUACAGCUGCCCUCCAAAGUAUCUUUCCACAAACUGAACUUGGUACCUUUAUGUCGUUGACUAAGCGUGACAAAGAACGACAGCUGGUUGAACUUACCAACAUAGUGACUGGCAUCAGGCUCUUCAACAAGGAAUGUGGGAAGGGAGGAGAAGGAAUUGAUGAUUUACCUGCUAUAUUAAAUGAAGCGAUACCAGCAACAACACACAAUGUAGAUGCCGCCACACAAAGAACGUGCCAAUCUGCUUUUAAAUAUACUGCUCUGAUUGAGCAUAUGAUGGCUACAGAUGUGCAGGAUGGUCCUUCAUUGCAACUGUUGCGAGAGUCCAUGAUUAAUGCCAGACAACACGAAGCCUUCCUUCGAAUUAUCCUGAAUGAUGUUAUAAGUUGUGCCCAGCAGGUGGAGAUGUUUGAGUCACAGCUUGCCUCCAGGAUGGAGCAGCUGCAGGCCACGGUGCAGUCCAAGACAGCUGUUCCAACUGCUCAAGUCUAUCCACAGUUUAUCAAUCUCUCUCACCUGUGGAGUUGUUUUCAAGAUGAGAUGGUCCUGCUGAGUGUACUAAGUAACAUUCUGGCUAGUCUUGAGCCAUUUACAAAGGGUCAUCGGGAAGUCUUUACAGAUGAGAUGCUCGCUCCAUUUCUCACUGAGAUUGAUGUGUUGACAGAUGAAGAUAGAGUGAAAAUGUCUGAAGGCUCAGAAAAUCGAGUGAACCCAUCAGAACUGAACAAUGUGGAGUGGUUGUUUCCAGAAACUACCAAAAAUUUUGAACGUUUGGUAUUGCAGUACAAGGGCUAUUGUGGAUGGUCUCUUGUGCAAAAGAAUGUACUCCUUAUCCCAGGCAACCCAGACAUUGGUGUGAUGAGGUACCAGAACAGACACUACGUGUUCUCAUCAAAGCAGGCAGCCUACGAAUUCGCCAACGAUCCAGACACGUAUAUCAUGAUGGUGGCAGAGUGCGCUAAGAAAGCUCCUGAACUCAUCCAGCUUCUGGAACUCCAUGCUCAGUUUGCUACAAUAACACCAUAUUCACAGGGAAAAGAUCAAGGCAAAAUGAUUGAGAAGCCAAUUACUAAAUGUGAUGCUGGUAUCCAGACGGAAGUUCAUCCAAUUGAAUCAAACAUCGUCAAGUCUUACGAAUGGAAUGAGUGGGAGUUAAGGAGAAAAGCUAUCAAACUGGCAAACUUACGGAAUAAGGUGACUCACUCAGUUCAGACAAACCUUAGCAACUUACGGCGGGACAAUGUGUCGCAGGUCUACCUACCAAAGGAUACUGGAUCUCAGACAAAGCAAAGCAGCGGCACAAAUGUUCCACGCCCUCAGACGUUCCUUGCUGGUCUUCGCGGAGGAAUGCGUAAAACAACCGUUAUGACCAAAGUUGACCUAACACAAGAUGUUGACCAGACUUAG